AUGGCCAAUGAUUCUCAACUCCCACAACCCAUGUCCAUUAAUACUAAUAACGCCAACUUGAAUACUCCAGGGCCCAAAAAGAAACUAGCAUUACCGGGAAUUCAAUGGUCAAAAAUUCCCGAGAACAUUAUUCCAUUCUAUACGUCUGCUUGGAAGGUCUCGUACGAGCCUGUCAAUUUACUACUCAACGAACCGGAUGAACACAAACGGGAUAUCCACACCCAGAGGUGGCUGGAUGGUAUGCAACAACAACUUAACACGACAAUUUUAGUGAUGGAAUGUUCUGAUUAUUUUCUGGCUCCGCGCCUCCAGAGCACUCUCAUUAGUGGUGUGAUUACGAGCUCGUUUAGUUGGUCCUACUUUGCCAAUUCGGACACUAGACCUGUGUGUUUAGAGCUAGUCAAAGCCUUCUGGUACAGUGCUUUAUGUCUUUCCAUCUCAGCAAUCGCGUGUGCGUCCCAACAACUCGUUGCUUUACAACGUGUCGCAAUCUACCCGGAUAGUCUUACGGUGGUUCGAAAGCUUCUUGGAGGCAAUGGGGCAGCUCCAUUGGUCGGAACCAAGCGUCUUGGGUUCUCACAGUUCUAUCUUUGGCAAUUACCUGUUAUGUUACUGUCUGCAAGUUUAUAUGUCUACAUUGCUGGACUGACCAUUAUUGUCUACUGGGAUUUUGCUACAUCAUUGAAAAGCUCUCAUGUGGGACGACCUUGA
Penicillium angulare is the source of this 711-nucleotide messenger RNA. RefSeq lists its product as uncharacterized. Lineage: Eukaryota; Fungi; Ascomycota; Eurotiomycetes; Eurotiales; Aspergillaceae. The transcript has 3 exons. The record is from RefSeq and is a predicted model, not a curated record. The coding region runs from base 1 to 711 and encodes 236 amino acids.